Messenger RNA from Geodia barretti, 566 nucleotides. The record is from the annotation of a GenBank genome assembly. Lineage: Eukaryota; Metazoa; Porifera; Demospongiae; Tetractinellida; Geodiidae.
CGUUAAAAGGCGUAGCCCAUACCAAAUCGACAAGAACGGGAAAAGCCAGCAAGCGACGGCGAGGUGUUAUGUCGGACCAGACGAAGAAGAGAAGGCGUGAAGCUACCAUAGAAGCGCCCUCCCUAGAGGAGAUAGGUGUCCCCUUCGCUCGCCGACAACGACUUGACGAUGGUAGCGAAGGGAGGUCCGUGAAAUCAGUGGAAAACUGGUCCACUGAUCAAGUCGCAGAACGUCUUAGAGAUCAUGGCGUAGGAGACGAUAUCCUGCAGUUGUUCCGUGAGAACAAGAUAGCUGGAAGACAUCUUGCAGGGCUGAGCAAGGGCGACCUGACCGAUAUGGGCGUUAGGUGGGGUUUCCUGUUUUGAUAGUUGAUUAGGUUACCUAAUUAGGUCAAGGUAUCCCCUUAUGUUGAAUAUUACUAUCUCACUGAUCAUUUUCAGGGCUGUUGGUACUCAGAAGGAUGUGCUAGAAACAGUAAAGACAAUCCUAUCACAAUGUAGGAAGAAGGAGCUUGAAAAGGUAAAGAUCAUUGGCUCCCUGUCUAAUUGCAAUCUUGGCCGACUAAU